UCAUAUGGAAUCUCUAUAACUUUUCUCUACAGCAAGAAAGCUUCUACAUUUUUUAUAUUAUAUUGUUUUCUAUACAUUUUUGUUACAAUGGAGACUACAAGUGCUCCUUCGAAAAUCCUGGAGCGUGGCCCAGACUAUCUUCGCAGGCAAAUGGAGCUGGAGAAUGAGACCAAAGUUGGGUUGAGUGCGGUGGAGAGGCUUGCUAUGAGUAAACCAAAAUACGUCAAAAGCCAACAAGUCAUCAGUACUACCCAAGAACCAGUGAUCUCCAUUGGGUCAGUGUCUGUUAGUAGUAAUGGGUCAUCCAGGCAGAGCUCAAAGGGAAAGCUUGUGAGUAACCUACCAGUGACUAUAAGCGGUAGUCCUUUGCAAAGUGUUUCACCGGGACAGGUACGAAGAUCGAGCUCAAAAACCCGUCCUGAUUCUCUGCUCCUAUACAGACAGAAGUGUGAUUUAAUAAAAGCUUCAGCCAAUGACCGAAGGCACCACAUUUUAAGAAAGUUACAGAGCAAAAGCGUGCAAGAGUCGGAAAAGGACAAAAUUCCCACACCUGAGGGCACGACACAGGAAUGCACGGUGAAUGUAGUAGCUCCCCCAGAUGAACAGGAUGGCAUGGUUACGAAAAGAAAUAAAGAAAAUUCAAGUUUACUCACCGUUCAUGAUGCCCCAGAAGAAUUCAGAAGAUCGGGCAAAGGAGUCAGUCGUUCUCAUUCCGACAUCAGCUCAAGAUACUCUAAAAACUUUGCGGACUUUGAUGCCUUUUUUAAAUACUGUGGACUGGGCGGUGAUGUUAUUGAGAUGGUGGGAAAGGAUAAUUUUUCAGUACAUUCAGAAGAGCUGAAGGAGCAUAUUAGAAGUGUUAGUGUGUCCAACUCAGACGAUGGUUUCUCCAGAAGCAGUGGAGGCAGUGAUGGUCUACAGGAGGAUGAGGUGCUGGACAAGUUUCGGCAGCAGACAUCUGUCAUUGAGAGAAAUGCGAGGAUAAUAAAAUGGUUGUACAGCUGCAGGAAUGCAACAGAGACUGGGAAGAAGCUACGAGACCUGGAGUGACAUUUAAUAGGAAUACUCUCUGCAAGAAUUUAUUAAGUAUACAGUUUUGCUCUUGGAAGUUAAAAUGUCAUACUGAUGGGGUUAUUAAUGUGUUUAUAUAUUUGGUUGUAGAUUCAAUCAGCUUUUAGUUCAGACUCAAGGUGGUCCAUAAGGAUAUUUAAAAGGAAGACAUUUAAAAACAAAACACAAACCACAAAUUCAUCUUGUACAUAGUCAUUGUGCAAUAAGUAUCCCACCUCCCAUUUUUUGGGGUAAAAGAUGAACAGGAAAUAUAGUGACAUAGUGCACUUGAGUAAUGUUCAAAUUACAACCUAAGAAAGGCCUUAGUUAAGUAAUAGGUUUAAUAAUGUGCUGGCUGACAAAACCAAUUUUUUUCCACUUGAUUCCUUCCUUGUUGUCUACUUCCACACUGGCUGUGUAUUGUCUGUUUCCUUGAAAGAACCUUUUAAUCAAAGCUCAAUCACUGCAACCUGAGCCUGAGAAGAACAAAAGAGUAUUGUUGACUGAAUGUUAUAAACACACACCCUACCUGUAUUGUUUCCACAAAUAAUUUUGUAUUGAAAACCUAUUUUACGCUUUGAUAAACAAGUGUAAAAAAGGCACUCCUUUAAGUUGCACUGAUAGAACAAAACAAGACAAGUUCAGGCAUGCACUUAAUUCUUCAAAAGAAUCCAACAAGAGCAUGUCUACAUUACAUUUAGCACUUCUUACCUCCUGGGGUGUUAUUAUGAUGAUCAGUAUGUGAGUCAAAUAGGUGUCUUGGGAGCUAAUCAUCUUAUUUUUUAGUUAGUCAUAAUUUUACUCAUAUUUAUGGCCCCACAAUUUCUACCAAGUAGGCCAAAUUUAUUGACAAACUUGCACAACACUGAAGACAGAAUGAAGAUAUUUUGGAGAGGCUAUGUAGCUCUAUAGAGAUUACACCAAUCUGGGGGAUUUUUAAAAUUAUCUUUUUUUCAAGUUUUUUUUUUUUUUUUUCAAGUUGCUGUGUCCCUAUGAUCUCAAUUUUACUGCUACUGCACCAUUGAUUUAUACUGAAGUGAGUAUUGUUACAGAUACUUGGAAUUGAACUGAUGUAACAUAUAAAUAUUUAAGAAAAUCCACUAAACUCUACUGAAUAGUUUGGCAAUUAUAUUUUAUAAAUUAUAUCUUCUGUUCCCCAGGAGGGGGCAGUGUAAGCAAGCUACUGUUUCACAGUCCAUACACUACAUCACUCAAUACCAUGGUCCACAUAAAAAGAGGCCACAUAAAAACUUCAGUGGCAUUAUCCUGUGAUAUUUUGUUGAACUGUUACAUCUGUUAUGAUAUAUUUUUGUUUGCCUUUGGAAAUUAUGAAGAAUAAACAACAAAAUAGGACAUUUACAGUAUAGCCUAUAGCAGUGGUGUCAAACUCAUUUUGGUCCGGGGGGCCGUAUCCAAUCUACUUUGAUCCCAAAGGGGCCGGAUCAGAAAACUCAUGGCAUAUAAACCCCAAAAAUAACAAUAAGUUCAAAUAUUUGUGCAGAGAAAUGCAAAUCUAUUACAGAAAUCGUUUUUAAUUGAUGAACUCUUUAUUAUAAUAUUAUAAUAUUAUGAACAAUCUGAAACUUUAAGAAAAAUUCAAUUUCAACACAAUGUUUUAACAUGAACUUGUAUGCAAAUAGGAAUAAGUCAAUUUUUCUCAGAAAAUCCUGCACUCAGCGUCCACUUUUCUUAUUUUGGACAUUUUGUUGAUGAGGGUGUCACGGUCAACAGUCAAAACGAUCACCCUUUAAGAGCGUUUGGAAAGAGGCAAGUCUUCAUUUGUGCUGCUCUGGUGGGAGGGGCCACGUACAGAGACGCUGGAGACGCUGCUAUGAUAAACACCGCAGAAAAAUUACCAAUUUUUUAAUAGAAAAUAUAAUUAAAAUAUUUUAGUAGAAAAUCACCCAAGGGCCACAUUAAAGGUCUUGGGGGGCCGGAUCUGGCCCCCCGGGCCUUAUGUUUGACACCUGUGGCCUAUAGUCUGCAUGUUUUUAACGAUCUUA
This is a messenger RNA of Boleophthalmus pectinirostris (great blue-spotted mudskipper), 3053 nucleotides long. RefSeq names its product family with sequence similarity 110 member C (gene fam110c). The coding region runs from base 88 to 1050 and encodes 320 amino acids. The record is from RefSeq and is a predicted model, not a curated record. NCBI's taxonomy places the organism in Eukaryota, Metazoa, Chordata, Actinopteri, Gobiiformes, Gobiidae. The transcript has a single exon.